CUGCCGUACCUUCGGUCGGUGGUGCGGGAGGUGCACCGGAUGCGACCUUCGAUCCCCGUGAGCCUCAUGAAGCGGACCGCCGCCGAGGUCGACAUGUGCGGCUACACCGUGCCCGCCGGGAGCCUCGUCAUGCUCGACAGCUUCUCGCCGCAGAAUGACCCGGCGCUGGUGCCGGACGCGCACGAGUUCCGCCCGGAGCGGUGGCUCCCCGACGCGGUUGUGGCGAGGAAGGGGACGGCGGCGGAAGUCAUCGACCACCCGCUGUUGCGCGCGCCCUUCUCGGCGGGCGCCCGGAUGUGCCCCGGCAACAAGAUUGCGAACUUCGAGCUGCUGACGAUGGUGGCGCAGCUGGUGCAGGACUGGGAGUUUGAG
Messenger RNA from Emiliania huxleyi CCMP1516, 372 nucleotides. RefSeq names its product cytochrome P450 monooxygenase. Lineage: Eukaryota; Haptophyta; Isochrysidales; Noelaerhabdaceae. Gene Ontology annotation, molecular function: oxidoreductase activity, acting on paired donors, with incorporation or reduction of molecular oxygen; monooxygenase activity; heme binding. The transcript has a single exon. The record is from RefSeq and is a predicted model, not a curated record. The annotation marks the transcript as partial.